Molecule: messenger RNA, 1686 nt
Organism: Ictalurus punctatus (channel catfish)
Lineage: Eukaryota; Metazoa; Chordata; Actinopteri; Siluriformes; Ictaluridae
Gene: bgna
Product: biglycan a
Exons: 8
Coding region: 188-1300 (370 amino acids)
Molecular function (GO): protein binding
Source: RefSeq, a predicted model, not a curated record
GGGAAGUGAGUGUAAGUGGGACUGGUCCGUUUGGGCUCUGUGUAGAAAUGCCCUCAUCUCCUGGUGUUGAGUUGCAGGGGUUCAACACAAUGAGGAAACACUGAAGCUCAUACACACAGAAGAAGGAUCUGUCACACCUGCACACUCUUUAGAGCCUUGCGCUUCCCAUCUUUCUCCUCCAGCAGCCAUGACGACGGUCGUCGUGACGAUGCUGCUGCUGUCAGCAUCGCUCCUCCUGUCCUCCGCUCUUCCUUUCCAGCAGCGAGGAUUCUGGGAUUUUGGCGAAGAUAUCGAUGUCAAAGAUCUGAUGACGAUGAUGAUGAAGGACCAGGAGGAAGGCUCGGGGUUUGAGGAUGUCGCUCUGCCGGAGAUGCCAACGUGUCCGUUCGGGUGCGUGUGUCACCUGAAGGUGGUGCAGUGCUCUGAUCUGGGUUUGAUUUAUGUGCCGUCCAACAUCCCAUCUGAUACGCUGCUGUUGGACCUGCAGUGCAACGGCAUCAUGGAGAUCCGUGAGGGAGAUUUUAAAGGCCUCAGUAACCUCUAUGCGCUAAUUUUGAGGAGUAAUCUGAUCUCUCGAGUUCACCCUCGUGCCUUCCUGCCUCUGAAGCGCUUGCAGAAGCUCUACAUUUCCCACAACCUGCUCACCUCCAUCCCUCGCAACCUGCCUGCAUCUCUUGUUGAGCUGCGUAUCCAUGACAACCUCAUCCGGAAAGUAGCUGCAGGGACCUUCAGUGCCCUAGGGAACAUGCAUGUGAUCGAAAUGGGUCGUAAUCCCAUCCACAACAGCGGAUUUGAGCCUGGAGCAUUCAAGGGUCUCAAACUGAACUACCUACGAAUCUCCGAGGCAAAACUCACCGGCGUACCAAAAGAUUUGCCAGCAAGUCUCCAUGAGCUCCAUUUGGACCAUAAUGAGAUUCAGGCCAUCGAGCUGGAGGACCUAAGCCGAUACAAGCAGCUGCAGAGGCUGGGUCUCGGGUCGAAUCAUAUCCUGCAUAUUGAACGCGGUGCGCUCUCUUACCUGCCCAGCCUGAGAGAGCUUCACCUGGACCACAACCGCCUCUCCAGCAUCCCCAGUGGCCUGCCCAACAUCAAAUACCUGCAGGUGGUCUAUCUUCACUCCAAUAACAUCACCUCAGUGAAGGUGAAUGAUUUCUGCCCGACGGGGUUUGGGGUGAAGAAGGUCUUCUAUAACGGCAUCAGUCUGUUCGGGAACCCCAUUGAAUACUGGGAAAUUCAACCUGCCACCUUCCGCUGCGUCACUGACAGCAUGGCCGUGCAGCUCGGCAACCAUAAGAAAUAGAUACCCAGUGCUCACACGCACACACACACACACACACACACACACACACACACACACACAAUAAAAACAGCACACAGUUAAAAACACAGACUAAAAGACUCUUUUAGUGUCACCUUCUUACCACAUGUUUUAUAACAUCAUUAUAACACUUCAUUUGGGUCAUUGUUGUAUGUUUCUGAUUAACGCUUUAAUUUCCAUGUUAGUUCGGUCCGUUGUCCUACAUCCUGCAUGUCGCCUGUCCAUCCUGAUCGAGAGGAAGCUGUUCUUGUCUGUCUGUGUCAGUCUUAGCGUGCCUUCACCGCAGCUUCACUAUACUUUACGCACUAAUUUAGACCCCAGAGCGCUUUAAUAAUGUCAAUAAAUCACCCAGAUUUUGUACAAAUGAA